AUGACUAAAGAGAUUAAGACGGAGAUUCUCAUAAAUGCGUCACCCGAAAAAGUAUGGGGGGUAUUAACAGACUUUGAGGCAUACCCAAGUUGGAACCCCUUUAUCAAAUCGUUGACAGGUGACGUAGCGGUGGGAAAUACCAUUAGCGUGAGAAUCCAGCCCCCUAACGGUAGCGGAAUGACAUUCUCUCCCAAAGUCUUACACUUUGAAAAGAACAAGAAGUUCCAGUGGAAAGGCAAAUUGCUGUUUGAAGGCCUUUUUGAUGGGGAGCACGUUUUUGAGCUGAUAGACAACGGUGAUGGCACCACAUUAUUCAAGCAAUCGGAAACUUUCAACGGUAUUUUUGUUUAUCUAUUCAACACUAAAAACACAACAUCCGGUUUUGAGAAAAUGAACCAAAAACUCAAGGAGUUAGCCGAGAAACCAUAA
This is a messenger RNA of Komagataella phaffii GS115, 429 nucleotides long. RefSeq lists its product as hypothetical. NCBI's taxonomy places the organism in Eukaryota, Fungi, Ascomycota, Pichiomycetes, Pichiales, Pichiaceae. The coding region runs from base 1 to 429 and encodes 142 amino acids. The record is from RefSeq and is a predicted model, not a curated record. The transcript has a single exon.